Parasteatoda tepidariorum (common house spider) is the source of this 988-nucleotide messenger RNA. RefSeq names its product ribosomal protein L7 (gene RpL7). Gene Ontology annotation, molecular function: structural constituent of ribosome; RNA binding. Lineage: Eukaryota; Metazoa; Arthropoda; Arachnida; Araneae; Theridiidae. Gene Ontology annotation, cellular component: cytosolic large ribosomal subunit. Gene Ontology annotation, biological process: maturation of LSU-rRNA from tricistronic rRNA transcript (SSU-rRNA, 5.8S rRNA, LSU-rRNA). The record is from RefSeq and is a predicted model, not a curated record.
UACAAAUUGUUUCCAUAGGUAGAGAGUAAUGGUUCGCGCCCCCUGUAGUCUUUUUGAAACACCAAUAUAAAAUUUCAAUUUUAGAACAUUUGUAUGGCAAUGGUUAUUAAUUUCUGUUGUUUUGUUAACUGCUCUGCAGUAACUGUGGUUGCAACUGGGUCCGUACAAGAAACGCAAGUAACUUUUCUAAAUUUCGUGUAAUAAUGGCCGAUGCGGCAACUAAAAUGGAUACUGGAUCCCCUAAAAAGAAAUUACCUCAGGUACCUGAGACAUUAUUGAAGAAAAGGAAAUGGCAAGCUGAGCAAAAACAAAAGCGACUAGCUGCAUCAAUCAAGCAAAGAAAGUUAAAUAAGGAGAAGCGAAGAUUAAUCUUCAAAAGGGCUGAAAAUUAUGUUAAAGAAUACAGACGUAAAGAAAGGGAUGAGAUCAGGCUUAAAAGACAGGCUAGACACGCUGGAAAUUUCUAUGUGCCCGAUGAACCUAAAGUAGCCAUUGUUACAAGAAUAAGAGGUAUUAAUGGAGUUAGUCCAAAGCCCAGGAAAGUUCUGCAACUUUUGAGGCUGAGACAAAUUAACAAUGCUAUGUUUGUCAAGUUAAAUAAGGCUACAAUCAAUAUGUUACACAUUGCUGAACCUUUUAUUACAUGGGGGUAUCCUAACUUAAAGACUAUUAAGGAUCUUGUAUACAAACGAGGAUUUGGUAGAGUUAAUCACAAAAGGAUCGCUCUCACUGAUAAUUCUAUCAUUGAGUCUAAAUUGGGUAAACAUGGCAUUAUCUGUAUGGAGGAUUUGAUUCACGAAAUUGCCACUUGUGGCCCCAAUUUCAAGAAGGCCACUAACUUCUUGUGGCACUUUAAGUUAAACAACCCUAAAGGAGGAUGGCGUAAGAAGACUAUUCAUUACGUUGAAGGUGGAGAUUUUGGGAACAGAGAAGACAAAAUUAAUACACUUCUAAGGAAAAUGAUAUAAUAAAUUCUCAAUAAAAUGUA